Molecule: messenger RNA, 1830 nt
Organism: Penicillium mononematosum
Lineage: Eukaryota; Fungi; Ascomycota; Eurotiomycetes; Eurotiales; Aspergillaceae
Product: hybrid sensor histidine kinase/response regulator
Exons: 3
Coding region: 1-1830 (609 amino acids)
Biological process (GO): protein autophosphorylation; phosphorelay signal transduction system
Molecular function (GO): histidine phosphotransfer kinase activity; phosphorelay sensor kinase activity
Source: RefSeq, a predicted model, not a curated record
AUGACUUUCACUUUCAAUCAAAAUGUCUCGGCACAACAGCUGGCUGACCUCCUACCUAACGGCGUCGCCAUCCUCAGCCACCGAUAUGAACUGGUCUCUGUGAAUCGCCGGUUCCGUGAACUCAUCCCGUGCCCCAGCACGACUACGACCGGGUGCUCUACUGGGUAUCGGGAGGUCGCGACCUCCAAACUACCGCUACGUUUCGAAUACCACACGCGUGACCCGGACUCAAUUUGGUGUGUCAUGACAUUGGAUCGACUGGAUGAUAAAGAUGUACAAUGCUUUGGACUAGGCGACGGUGGCGUGUUUAUCUGUACAAUCGCAGAUAUCACCCCGGAGAAAAAGGCGGAACUUCUACAGAGGCAGGCUGCGGAGGAGGCGCAGGAACGCAAGAAGCAACAAGAGCGAUUCAUCGAUAUGAUCAGUCACGAAAUUCGCAAUCCUCUGUCUGCGAUUGUACAUUGCACGGAGGAUAUUCAGGAGGCCAUCUAUAACAAGAAGCCGGAUGAAAUCUCAGUCACGAGCAUCACCGAGGCAACCGAGACAAUCAGUCUCUGCAUCAGGCAUCAAAAGAAAAUAGUCAAUGAUGUUCUCACCUUUUCAAAACUUGACGCGUCGAUGCUGCCGCUGUCGCCACGGAAGGUCCAGCCACAGCGACAUCUCACCAUUCCGAUGGCGAUAUUCCGACCAGAGCUCCGAAAGCACAGAAUCCACUUCGAAUACAAGGCCGAUGUUUCCUAUGCCGAAUGCGGCAUUGAUUGGGUCAUGGCAGAUCUAGAUCGGAUGGGCCAGGUUCUCGUCAACAUACUCUCGAACGCUAUCAAAUUCACCGCCCAAUCGGAGGGCCAGCGAUCGAUCCGAGUCUCAGUGGGUGCUUCAAUCGAGCGUCCAACUUCGUACCCGCCAAACAUCGUCUUCUUCGAUUCAGGUGAAUCAGCACUCCGCCAAGACGGGACUAAUAGUUCUGAAUGGGGAAAUGGCGAAGUUGCGUAUAUCAUGGUCGCCGUCAAGGACUCUGGUAUUGGGGUCACCGAGCAAGCCCAGAAACGGCUCUUCGAACGGUUCAAUCAGGCAACUCCCAAAACCGAAAGCAUUUACGGUGGCUCUGGCCUUGGCCUCAACGUAUGUAGGAAACUCUGCCACCUGCAUGGGGGUGAGAUUGGCGUGAGCUCCAAGAAAUGCCAUGGAAGCACGUUUGGGUUCUUUUUCAAAGUACGCAGGACAACCAAGGAAGCUGGUGAAGGGGAUCAGGGUUUCGACGUUUCUGCCCUCGACAAACUCUGUGUUGAUAUCGAGUCGCUGGGAAAUGAAAUGCGCGGUGUCAAUGAAAUGACAGAAGAACCCCAGAUUAUAGCUCGCGAGGUCGAGAAUGAACAGACCCAGCGGGCGGAUCAAAGUCCUUCAGAUGAAGAGAAACUAACCGGCGACGGCCAGCGUAUUCUCUUGGUUGAGGAUAACGUCAUCAACAGGCGAAUAAUAUCUCGCAAGUUGAGUACACUGGGUUUUAACAUGUCGGUAGCGAGCAACGGACAAGAGGCUGUGGAUGCGAAUAGAGAUAACCCAUUCGAUUGCAUUCUCAUGGACCAACAAAUGCCCGUGAUGGAUGGAAACUGUGCCGCGAACGCGAUUCGUGACAUUGAAAAGGAAACUGGAACACACGUGCCCAUUCUGGGAGUCACCGCGAAUGUCAGAGACGCACAACAAAAGGAAAUGAUCGAUGCUGGAAUGGAUGAUAUCAUCUACAAGCCUUAUGGGACUCAUGAGCUUGUUGAAAAGAUCAAUCGCUUGCUUUCUAAGGAAGGGAACACCCGGGCCAUGGCAGGAUUCUGA